Hevea brasiliensis (rubber tree) is the source of this 816-nucleotide messenger RNA. Its product is annotated as phytosulfokines 3. Bases 475 to 729 code for a protein of 84 amino acids. Gene Ontology annotation, molecular function: growth factor activity. The transcript has 2 exons. Gene Ontology annotation, biological process: cell population proliferation. The record is from RefSeq and is a predicted model, not a curated record. Lineage: Eukaryota; Viridiplantae; Streptophyta; Magnoliopsida; Malpighiales; Euphorbiaceae. Gene Ontology annotation, cellular component: extracellular region.
AAUCAAUAAACGAAUCUAUACCCAUUUGUUUUUCUCAUGGCAAAGAGCCAAGAGGCACACAAAUGAGAAAGCCAAGUUGAGGAAGUCAUUCCAUAAGAAUUGAAGGAACAUGCAAAAGCAAAACAAAUCUGUGGCGAUACCACCCCCGACCCAUGAUUUUCAAACCCUCUUUUUGGGCAUUUAUUCCUGUGGUCUAUCUUCAAUUCUACCUUUUCUUUUCUGGAAUAAUCUUUUUUAAAUAUAUAUUUGGUUAAUUUUUCAUUUUACAUAUAUAUUGUUAACUUGUUAUAUAUGUGCUGAUUAAUGAGCUGCUAUAGUUGAAAUCCAUCCCAGCUUCUUGAGUUCACAUGCACCAUUAGUUUACUCCGCUCUAUAAAUACACACUAUCCUUUUGUCUCUCAAGUUCUCAAUUAUCUUAUCAAUAUCCUUCUUGCCUUCUCUCUUACAGGAAACUUAAAAAGAGAAAAAAGAAAAAUGGUUAAGCUUAAGGUUGCCACCCUGUUUAUCCUGGUAACCCUUAUCCUCAGCUCCACCGCGCCGCUAACCUACUCCGCCCGCCACGAGCCAGGCUUUUCUAUUGGCUCCUUGGCCAAGGACCAACAACAGGAUGUUGAUGAGGCAGAGGUGGUAGAAGAAAGCUGUGAAGGAGCUGGAGAAGAACAGUGCUUGAUGAGAAGGACACUUGCUGCUCAUAUAGAUUACAUCUACACGCAGAAGCAUAAACCAUGAGACUGUUAAUUGUUUUAUUAUCUUAUUAAUUACUACAUAUAAAUAGAGAUUAUGUAAUAUAAUUAGUAAAAAAUAAUAUUUCCUUUA